AUGGGAACAUUUGGAGAAGCUCACGCAGACGACACUUAUCUUGGAGAGCUGUGCAUUGGAUGGCCUCGAGGACUCCAUCUCCUCUUAAAAGCCGGUUAUCGCUUGGAUACCCAGGAACUCUUAGUCUAUGCUCUCCAUUUCGGAUAUUUGGAGUCAGUUGUGGUGUUAUUGAAUGAUGGCAACCCAGCUAUACAUGGCACCCACCUCUGGGUGGCGUCCAGGAGUUCUAAUACUGAAGCUUUUGAGUUGGUAGCACGUGCUUUGGCAGAAAGGAGGCGCAAGCUUCAGAAGUUGGCCGAACGGCAUUUGCCGCCUUCAAUAUGUGAAAGUUUGGGUUUGCCGAUCAAUUGCGCGCUGGACUCUCGUGCCACUCUAGUUUUUUCUACCCUCCAAGAUCACGGUAUACCAAUAGAUCCAUCCUUGUUCUUGGACCAGCUUUGGGACGGCGAUACUGUUUACAAUGUUUCUUAUGACCGACGUUCUGCGGAAAUCCUUUUCAAUGCAGGCUUUCAGGACUUCGAGGAAGGAGAGAUAGGAAUGGAACAAACCCAGGAGGACUUCGAGGAAGGAGAGAUAGGAAUGGAACAAAACGAGGAGGACUUCGAGGAAGGAGAGAUAGGAAUGCAACAAAACCAGGGAAUGUCUACACUGAUGCGCGUUGCUGACCCAGACAGCUACCCUUUUUACACAAGCCUCCACAAUACACUCAAGGUCAUGGGGUUCUUGAUCUCUAAGGGUGCCAACCCACACAGGCAACGGGUUGAAGAUCGCCAAACAGCAUCGCAUAUUCUGGGAAGUUGGCUUUCGCAUUCCCUCCGAGAAAGUGUUGUAUUCGAGCUUCGUAAUAUGAACUCACUCACAGUUUACCAACCCAUAGCGAGAGCUAAUUCAUCGCAAGUCCGGGCCGCGGUUUUCGAAGUUUUCCGCACGUUACGGUCGGAGAUCGAUCGUGAAACUGGGGACAUUCUAAAAGAUUUCUUCCUGAGCUAUCACUGUGAUUCAUGUUCAUGUGCAUGUUCAGAAAAUGGCUGUUUUCCAAGUACGAUGUUCUUCCGAGAACUGAUUACAUGGACAGAUUCACCACCUAAUAUUCAGGCUUUGGCUGAAACUAUCCGCUUCCUCAGUGAGCAGAGACGGGUCGGAUCAGUGGAAGCAUUCCAUGAUACAAUAGCUCCAACUGUCCUUCGUGUUUGCAUUUUCGAGCAUUUGGAACUCACCCACACAUGUUGCAAGGAAAUUCCUCAUGCUUUUUUUGGAAAACCAAAACUUGCGGAUAUUAUGGAGGACUUUCUGCAUAUACGAGAUGAACAGCGUUAUUUGAUUGAGGAAGUUGACAAUCUGACCGACUUCUUUCUGUCAAAGUACCGUGAGAUUGGAUUGGGCCUGCCUGAAUUUUUACUUGAAUACUGGUCAAUCGAGAUUCAAAAGGUCCCCGCACCAGAUCCUCAAGAGGUUGAAGCGAUCAAGAGGGUUGGUGUUAUACUGGAUGAGUGA
Messenger RNA from Penicillium chermesinum, 1494 nucleotides. RefSeq lists its product as uncharacterized. Lineage: Eukaryota; Fungi; Ascomycota; Eurotiomycetes; Eurotiales; Aspergillaceae. Bases 1 to 1494 code for a protein of 497 amino acids. The record is from RefSeq and is a predicted model, not a curated record. The transcript has a single exon.